CCUUGCACAGACGAGUCGAUGAACAUAGGAAGUCCACCACAGACCGAAGAAUCGUUUGGACAUAGUCUCAAUGAAAAGACGUCAAAGAAGAUCAAGAAGAAGAAGGAGAGCAAAGUCGAUGAGGAAAUUAAACGCUUACGCGAAUCGACUAAGUUGGUGAUCCCUCGAAAGGCGUUUGAAAGAUAUGCUCGGGAAUUAUUACGUGAUUGUCGCAACGAUUUUCGAUUCCAACCCCUAGCAGUCGACGCUUUGCAGGAGGCCGCGGAAAACGUUUCAGUGCAACUGUUCGAAGACAGUCUGUUAUGCGCAAAUCAUCGCCAAAGAAAAACGUUGUGCAUCAAAGACAUGCACUUGGUAUCAAGUUUGAGCGGCUCGAAAAAAUAAACUCAUUACACUAAGAAACGAAUUUCAAUCCUCUGAAAGAGGAUUCGAGAAAGACACGAAAACCAAUGCCACCACCACCAAGCUAUCAAGCUUGCAUUAUGCCGACAUCAUUUAGCCAUCAAACCAACUCAUUACCACGGAUGCAUGAAGAGGAGAAACAUUUCACACUCGUUGUUUAUAAUUAUGAAGAUGAAAAGAUACCAUAUCGAUCAAAAAUACCGAAAAAUACCGACAAUUGGCAACCAAUUAACAUUGAAGCAAUACAAGGAACAUUUACCGAAGAAAGGAAAUUACAGAUUUUAUUUUAUUACCACUUGCGAUGACCCAGAGAGUCCAAUCAUUCAGGAGGAAGUGACCGACGAUAUGGACCUGCUACCAUUGCAUGAUGGCUACGUCAAGUCCAUCAAUUAAUCAUAAUUAAUGUUUCUAAGUUCAGCACAUUUAGAUAGUUUCAACGGUAUCCGUCGUUUUUCAUUGCAUGAUAAAAAAAAACUAAUUUAUUUGCAUUAAUAACAUGGUAAAACUAAAACAAUGUCCAAGCAAACGAACGACUGUUCCCCUU
Sitodiplosis mosellana (orange wheat blossom midge) is the source of this 946-nucleotide messenger RNA. RefSeq lists its product as uncharacterized. Gene Ontology annotation, molecular function: DNA binding; protein heterodimerization activity; structural constituent of chromatin. The transcript has 3 exons. Lineage: Eukaryota; Metazoa; Arthropoda; Insecta; Diptera; Cecidomyiidae. The record is from RefSeq and is a predicted model, not a curated record. Gene Ontology annotation, cellular component: nucleosome. Bases 19 to 384 code for a protein of 121 amino acids.